Messenger RNA from Panicum hallii, 2078 nucleotides. RefSeq lists its product as uncharacterized. The coding region runs from base 208 to 1908 and encodes 566 amino acids. The transcript is spliced from 6 exons. The record is from RefSeq and is a predicted model, not a curated record. NCBI's taxonomy places the organism in Eukaryota, Viridiplantae, Streptophyta, Magnoliopsida, Poales, Poaceae.
UCGAUCCCCCGCAUCUCCAUUUAUUUUUAUUUUUAUCCGUCUCUCUCCUCCCCGGUGGCCGCCCCCACCGUUCAUCCUCAGGUGAAUGCCACCCACCCCGCCAUUACCAGCAGCUUCCCGCCGCUCCACUCCAUCCUGCGUUUCCCAACACCCUCGCCGUUUCGUUUCCUCCGCCCGUCGCACCAAUCCAGUCAACCACCGUACCCGAUGGCGUCGUCGGCGUUCAAGUCCACCACGCGCCGCGACCUCCACGCCUCCUCCUCCUCCACUUCCCGCUCCGACCCGCCCCCGUGCCCACGCCGCUCCCGCUCCCGCAGCGUCAGCGCCGCGCCCCGCGCCCGCGGCCACGACAGCCUCCAGCUCCAGGAGGACUACGCCAACACCCGCACCAACCCGCUCUUCGACUCCGCGGCCUCUCCCUCCGCCUCCCCAUCUCCGCCGCCGGGGACUACUACUAGCGCCGGCGGCGGGGAUGUGCCCAGGCGGGGCAGAGGGCGUGAGCCGCUCAAGGAUGGGGGACGCGGCGGCUGUGGGAGAGCGCGGUCUGUGUCCGUCGCGCCGCAGCGGCGGCACGCUGUCUCUGUGCCGUCGGCGGACGGUGCUGGUGCUGUCGGUGCGAGGAGGGCUUCGCGGCCGCGGUCGGUAGCCGACGACGCACGCCCGUACAGGGGCUCUGAGGGUUCUCGACAGAUGGAUGAAACUACCCAUUCAGAAGCUAGCACUGCUGUUUCCUCACCAGGUCAACAUCUUGAACAUGUGAUUUGGCAGCAGAACAAUUCAAAUGUCCCAGUGGAUCCAGUUCUGGAAAUUCCUCCUGAGUUCGAUCCAGAUUCUGCUGAGUUUAUCUCCGACAUAAGUGAUUAUGCAACAGAAUUCCGAAAGAAAGAUGUUGUGGAAAUCCCUCUCGAGUUUGAUACAGAUGCCUCCGAGCUGGUUUCUGAUACGAGGAACAGUGCAGCAAAACAGCACUGGGAGCAAAUGGAAAUUCCUCUCGAGUUUGAUACAGAUGCUUCAGAGCUGGUUCCAGACAUAUGGCACCAUGAAGUAAACCAGCAACUGGGUCAAUUGGAAGCUUCUUUUGAGUUUGAUCCUGACACCUCUGAGCUGGCUCCUGACAUUACAGAAUAUACAAUAAAACUCAAACAGUCACAUGAACGCGCUCGAAAGCUUCGGGCAGAUUUGGCAGUUGAAGAGCAGCGGGAACAAGAACUGAGUAGAAUGCUGAAGGACAUAGUAACAACUCCACAAUUUACUGAGACACAUAAAAAACGGCCAAGAAGAAAGAGUAGCAUAGAAAGGCUGAAAGUUUCGAGGCAUUUAGCUGAAGAGGCAAUGAAUUAUUUCGAGGAAUGUGUUUCAAUUUCAACAAUGGAUAGCACUGAUUUCUCAUCACCUGAGGACCCUCAACCAAAUUCAAUUUUGAAUGUCCAACCAAAUAGAAAUAGUAGAUUUUUCCACAAAGGGAGAUCAAGCUUUGAAGGGCCCCACACUCUAGCUGAUCAACAUGACCAUCAUGAGGAAUUGGACAAGCAAACUCAGUGCUCAAUUAGCAUAACCGGAUCUGAUGUCUCUGACAAUGCUAUAUUUAGCCAUACAAACGCCCAUGGUUUGAAAGUUAGAAGCAACUCAAAUGAUGAUCUUGAUGGCUUGGACACUCCACGGAGCAGAAGUUCCUGUUUCUCUUUCACCCAUGAGCCAGUUAAAAAUGUUGAAAACUGUAAUGUUCAGCAAUACCUUGGGAAUUUUGGAAGGGGGAACACUAAAGAGUUAAGAGAGACGAGGUCUAGUUGCUUUGCUGAUGACUAUGUCUCUCAGAGAGUUAAUCUGGACUUACUUAAGGAUAUGUCGACCUUUCAAAAUCGAAUGGAUUAUGGAGGGCUUCUUAUAUGUAACAUUAGAACAUUCUGACGGUGAACAGAGUAAAUAGUGCCCACCGGCUACAUAAGUAAAGUAAUUAUCAUGAUGUAAUUGUAAAGAGAUUAGUAUUGUGCAAGUAUUUGUAUUGUGGGUGUAACUGUUUCUUUUCUCUUUGGUAUAUGUGAACUUUUGGCGGUUCUGUAACAAUCCUGCAUCUGUUU